Messenger RNA from Polychytrium aggregatum, 305 nucleotides. RefSeq lists its product as uncharacterized. The record is from RefSeq and is a predicted model, not a curated record. Bases 59 to 283 code for a protein of 74 amino acids. The transcript has a single exon. Lineage: Eukaryota; Fungi; Chytridiomycota; Chytridiomycetes; Polychytriales.
CCCAAACGCAAGGAUCGCCUGUGGUGCCUGCCUCCCAAGAAGGUGAGCGCACUGGUGCAUGCCGCAUCAUGCCGUCAAUGCACUGCGCUGCUGUGUUGCUGCGGCUAUGGCCCAACAACUGUUUGCAAGCCAUAGCGAGUUCCUGGCCAGCAAGAUAUGGCCUUUUUUUUUGCUCAAUUGGAUGGUGUGCGGCCGCUCUGACAUUGUUCAAUCGGCAUCGCCACUUGAUCGAGGCAGUGCACGCCAGAACUCUGAGUACAUCUCCGAAUUUCAGCAUCCAUGAUAUCUCAGAAAUCACUGUCGGC